Molecule: messenger RNA, 6795 nt
Organism: Sphaeroforma arctica JP610
Lineage: Eukaryota; Ichthyosporea; Ichthyophonida
Exons: 38
Coding region: 225-6347 (2040 amino acids)
Molecular function (GO): endopeptidase inhibitor activity
Source: RefSeq, a predicted model, not a curated record
CGUUUAGUGCACAAGAAGUUUUAUUAGAGCGUGCUAGAUAUGAACCUUCGCAGAUUAAGAAGUUACUUCUCACAAUCAUAAUACUCAUACCAACAGUAGGUUUAGUAUCUCUACUGCGCGAUAGUUUAUACCAUUGUUUGCUAAAUACAGAUUCCUCUGUGUGUGCCGCCAACUUGGAACACUGGAGGAGCAAUACAUACGUCUUCGCGAAUACAUAUUACGGAAUGAUUUCCACUCACAUAAGUCGGCUGCUUACACUCCUGUGCACUAUGAGUGUAUUGAGAGUUAUGCAAGCCAACGCUCAAGCGCUCACGGUCACUCAGGAGUUUCCACUGACAGUGCAGCAAUUUUUACCAUCUAAUACAGACACAAGUGUUCCUUACGGUCUGAGUGAUGGACAGGAUAUCACCAUCAUGUUCAGUCGGCCAGUAAUCGCAUUGGGCUCUGAUCUCGUGAUCGGUGAAGAAGGAGAGGUCGCGGAACUGCCUGAUGAUCUGGUCCCCAUGAAGUUCGUAUGCGAAAACGGUGAUCAAGAGGCCCAGGAGUGUAACAUUGAUGGGGUGAUGCGCUGGGUGACAACGUCCAUCGCACGAUUCACACCCAUUGGCGGCUGGCCUACGGAUGUGAAGUUCACAGUUGUAGUGCCGGAUGAUCUGACGACCUUCGAUGGAGUGGUAAUAAGCGCUGAGAAUGACGCGGAAUUGCAGCGCAAAUACUCCACACCGAGUUUACGAUGGACCUUGAAGAAGGUCGUAUCCGAACAGGCUAGUGAAUACACUGAGGGGCGCUGGGACUCACGUGUGGCUUUAAAUAGCCGUUUCCAUGGAGACACUGCGUACGAAAUGCCCCCGGACGCCUACUUAGAAGUCACUUUCAGCGCUGAUGCGAGACGUCUGGACACGGAUGUGCUCCUGGAGAGCAUCAAGGUACUCUGCGCGCAACCCACAGAAGGGUCUACCUGCGAUGAUAGCGCCGGGGACGGUGUCGAGAUCGAUGUGGAACUGUGCAGCGAUGCAGAUGCACAGGAUGAUAGUAACACGAACGCUGAUGAAUUCCAGACAGCGUGUUUCAAGGUCAUACCCAAGACCGGUCUGAAGAACGACACCGACUAUCAGUUGACUGUAGCGGCUGGUACCGUCUACAACACCAAUACCCUCUCCACUCUCUCUUCCGACUUGAGUCUGUACCUUGUUGGGUUAUUGCCAUUCCAAAUUCCUCUGGACGAGACCAGAUUUGCAACGUAUACGCGGUAUCGAAUGUUCCUGAACCACGGUCUGCUAAACGACGCGUCGCGGGAUGCCAUUGGGGCCAGCGUCAAAAUGGUGAGCAAUGAAACCGGCGACGAUUUGAAUGUGACGUCAAGCCUCCCCUACAGAGCUGUGCUGGAGAUUGCGGGAGACUUUGCUCCGUACAGUAGCUAUAAGAUCUCAAUCGCACAAAAUGAAGACAUCAAGGACGGAUUUGGACAACCCCUACUCGCCACCAAACCCACAUGGGUAAACACUUCGGAUCUCGUAGGCAGUGUGCUAUACGCUGAUGAUAUCAACAGUGGCACAAAUUCCGGCAUCAAUCGCUUCCCCCAAACGGAUAUGAUGGACCAGUGGUCCGUCUUCAUCAUGGAUAAACCGGGAGAUAACGGCCUGAGCUGCUUUACUGGAGAGGACAAGGAUGAGCCACUCCCACGUGUCGUCGUUGCCUACAUUCUCACAGAAGAUAAUAUCGAGACCGCCUUGACGGAACUUCUCAAUGCCCGCAGUCAGAGUAAUGUAAUGAAUUAUACCGAGUUUGGGAUGACUCCCGAUUUGGUGAAGGAGCUUCCCGCAGGCGACUCAUAUGCAGUGUCCGAAUUCGAGAUCGAGCUAGAGCCAUUGUUGGAAACCGGAGCCGUGCUGGUACGCUACUUCACCGAAACCAGAGCCAACUACUCUACCCGUCCACCCACGUGUGCGUAUGCCGUCACAUCACGAGUCAUCUCAUCGACGUCUACCGCCGUCUCCGUAUUGGGAGAAGAGCAUAACGUAUUGGUAUGGGCAACUGAUACCACGAGCGGUGAUAAUCUCAGCGAUCUGAAAGUGGUCUUGUACCCCUCCGCCGCCUUGGCGUAUAGUUAUGACAAAGAAACCAAAAUCGAGCUGUUGGGAGAGGCCACUACUGAUGCCACUGGGGUUGCGGUCAUGCCAUACCCAAAGACGGAAGGAAACAGCAGACUCACCGUGCAAGCCUUUGUAUUCGACAAAGAUGGCAAGUUGGCCAUAUCAAAUCCAGUGAGCGCUAGUGGCUCUGGCGCACAGCCCAGUUUGGAGAGCGUGAUGGUACUGGACCGUGGCCUUUACAGACAAGGGGAGACGGUUCACGUUAAAGGUUAUGUGCGAGUGCAAGAUCCGGCCAAGCAAACCACUUCGCUGCCCAUGCAAGAAGCUAUGAAUAGACUGAGCGCUGCUCAAUUACAGAGAUCGCAGAUUCGCCGAGGAAUGAGAAGCUCUGGGCCGUUUGGGCAAGGCAUGGUGAUGAUGCAAAACCAUCUGCGGCAUAUCAAUAUGAGACGCCAGACGGUCGAACCCGGACCAGAGACAGUCGAAGAAGCACCGAUGGACGACGAACCUUCUGGCGAUCAACCGGUGGAGGGCGAGUCAAAUGCUCAACCUAGUGGUGACGAUGUCGACCCAGACUCUACCCAAGACUCGGAUUCAACUGUUUCUGAUCCCAAUUCCGAGGUGCUGCCAGGCACCCUGGAUCUACCACCAUCAGACGGAUCCGGCCCGACGGAGCCAGAAAUUGAGCCAUUCCCCUUACCCGAAUCUAUGCCCGAUGCUGUGUCCAGUUCAGAGCCUGGGGUUAAUCCCGCUGAGUUUGAGCCUCAGUCUGUGGUUGACGCACUACCGGGUACGGAUAUAGAAACCGAUCACACGACUAUUCCCUUAGACGGUGAGGAAACAGUGCUAGGAGACGAGCCUAUGAUAAUAAUGCCGCCCAUGCCCAGUGGAGGAAGUGGGGAUGGUAGUGACAUACCCGAGGGCUUUCAGCUGCGAGUGACGGGGUCUGACGGAUAUAAUGAGUUGUAUCCCGUUGUGGUCGAUGAAGAGUUUGGAACGUUUGAUACGACUUUCGACGUUGCUGAUGAUGCCAAGCAAGGAUCGUACAAUCUGUACUUGAUCUAUAGUCCUGGCAAUAGUGCUGCUGGGGUUGUUGGCGGUAGUGGCGCGGCGAUGUACACUGUGGCAGACCCUCGCAUACCGACCGCUGUUCUCAGCCUUAAAGCACCACAAGAAGUGACGCGACCCGGGGAGAAGGUUAAAGUAACCGUGUCCACAGCGCUAUAUACAGGCGGCGUGAUUGCCGAUGCGGAGGUGACGAUCAAUUGGCAGGCGGCCCUCCCGCUGAUAAGCCGCACUGAGCCAUCCAUCGUCGCCGAUCAAACAGUUUACAGCCUUGGCGACACAGCCACGUUUUCGUUCUUCAACACUUUCCCUCGACUAAGUGUUCUGACCGUUCAGUGGAGCAACUCGGUUGACAACACCGAUAUGAAGCAUGAUGUGAUUGAGGUCACGCAGGACGAUGUGGAUGAAAAUGGAGUGACUACCGUCUCGUUCGAUGUCGACGAAGCGUACUGUGCCAACGGCUGCAAUGUCGCUGUGGUGUUAGCCUCACACGCAGGAAACGCUGAUGAAUCUACCAAUGAGAAUGAAGAUACAGACUCCACAGCUAAUGGGGAUGCUCGCAGAAGUUCGCAUCGCAUUCGACGCUUAGCCGACGGUGUGGUGGUAUCGCCGUUGUACGAUGGAUCGUUGCCAGAGACCUACCAUUACAUAUCGAGAAUAGCCCUGGAGAGGGCGCCAGAGACACGCCUGAAUGUGGAUGUACAUAUGUCUGUAUCGGUUGCUGCGCCCAGAGAUACUGUGGACGUGACUGUGAAUGUGAGUGAUUCCGCUGGCAACCCCGUAUCCAAGGGCGACGUCAUGGUUGCUAUGGUCGACAAGGCGUUGCUAGAUCUCCAGCCAAUCUCUCCCAACGCUUCCGAAGCAGCCCUAUAUGCAAUGCUGUACCCUACCUACUUCACCAUCUACGACUUCGAAGCGACCACCAAUGGUCUGGGAAGUCCCGCCGGGUACGCACGUGCACGGGAGAUUAUGUUGCGGCGUUGGAAUACAGAUCCCUAUCUCCGAUUGCAGUGGCCAAUUGAAGGGGCCGAUUAUCAAUUACAACUCGACGAUAGCGACUUCUUCUCUCUGUACUACACUGCCCUGACCAAUGGCGGCAAUGUGGGCCCUCCCCAGGAUUCCAUUGACGAGAUACCCCGAGAACCGAUCAUGAUGGAGAUGGAUGGUAGUAACCCUGAGUUGAUGUUGUUUGCUUCGCCGGCGAUUGAAGCGAGCAAUGGAGCUGUGACAGCUGUCAUGGACGAGGGCACGGCCAGAGAACCAGGUGCCAUCACUCUUACCGCCUCGGCCCCUCUGCCCCGCGGCGAGUUCGCUGUCGUCCCUCUGUGGGUGGGCAGUGCUGCGCUGAGUGCGGAGGGUGUGUUCACAGUGUCGGUGGACCUGCCCGACAAUGUGGGUGAGUUUGUGGUGUACUCGUAUGUCAUCGGAGAAGGUUCUGCCGCGAGUGUGGAUUCGGCGAGACGUCAGGCGGACGUUGCUGCACCCCAGGCUGUGGGUGUGGGUGAAGCCUCGCUCACAGUGGUACAGCCAGUCGCCACACUACAGGAGCGUAUGCCGCGAGUGCUGAGGGCCGGGGACGUGUUCAUGGGAGGAGUCAUUGUCAGUGCCACAGACGAGGACUUUGACGGGCAGCUGACUGUGGAGGUGGAGGUCGAAGCCUUAGGCGACAUGUCUGAGGCGGCUAUCAACGUGUGUGUUCCUGAGGAUGACUCUUCCGCCGUGCCUGAGACGUCGCUUACACUAGACCUGAAAGGCCAAACACCCGUACAAGGAGCGUUCCGUAUGUGUGCUGAUGCGCUUGGUGAUGUUCAGCUCAUAGUCACUCUUAAGCAAGGGGAUGCGAUCAUAGACUCACUGAUUGUCGAAGCGAGUGUCUCCGGUGUCAUGCCACUUGUUACCUUGGCAACGAGCGCGGGUGUGGAUCAGGAAAAUGCAAACCCUUACCCGGAAGGUAUCGCGCUACCGCCGUCUGUACCGAACUCUGGACUGCUGUCGGUCAGUGUGGGCGUGGGCCGGUUGCCAGCUGUGGUGAAUAUGGUCAACCAACUCGCAGCGAGUGUGUGGCUGUCGGGUAAUUCUAGCGCAAUAGACCCUACCGUAAGCGCUCUAUCGCUGGUUGCUGUGCCAAGCGCGGUGUCAUCUGCCACGGCUUCGUACGAAUCGCUUUCGGACGAGGUUGCCAUGGCAACCGAGACAGCGGAUCUAGCCACAGAGCGGUUAUCAGUGUACACAAAUCCCAACUUUGGUCUGACCUACAUGCCCACCACCACGUGGACGCCAACGAGCACCGAUGUGUGGCUCAACGCGUUUGCGCUCUACGCGUUCAAGGAUCUGGAGAGAGAUGGCAACACAAGGACAUGGGAAGAUGCCAUGCACGGUACUUUCUCACACGACAGGCGUGUGGGUGUUGUAUCUAUCUAUGUAUCUCACACCCGCUAUUCGACCACUAAACCAGGCGUGGUGCUAAAGGAGUACACAUACGGCGGCACGCCCGCAGUGGACUCGCUGGAUAUCUACGUCAAAGGCACAGGGGAAGUGCAGGUGGUCACACUGCUUCAGUUCAUACCCUUGGUGCUUAAUACGGAACCCAUCUCGCGUGGGGUAAGCGUUGAGAAAAUCAUUCAACGCGUUAAUACAACCAAUGGGAAGCCCUAUGGACCAUCUAUCGGCCCCGAUGAGAUCAUCGAGGUCGGCGAAAUUGUUCAGAUUACACUGCAGAUUGUGGCACCUGACGAUAUGACCAAUGUGGCUGUUGUGGAUGGAAGUGCCGGUGGAAUAGAGGCACAGGCCUUUGUGACAACGAUAUCGCCACUCAUCUCUCGCCGGCGUCGGCAAGCUUUCGCGUCCAUCGGAAUCAGUCCCAUUUCAUCCGGCCCCUCCUUCACAUCGUACUUUUGGAACCCGUUCGAGUACCGUGAGAUGGGCAGAUUUGGGGUCCGAUACUACGCAUCCAGUCUUCGCGCCGGAACAUACACCCUGGCACAUACAGCGCUGUGUGUGACUGAGGGAGCCUUCUCGCUACCCCCUACGCACGUGUACAGCGAGCCUCAACCGGAUAUUAUGGGUCUGAGUGCUGGGGCAUGGCUGGUGACCUCCGAGAGUAUGAAGGACGUUGAUCCAGACAGAGCAAUCACCGCAGCUGUAAAUCAGCGAUUGCAGACGGCAGGUGCCGAUAACGAGAACGCGUGACUCCCCGCACCCACAACCACCCAGAUUUAUACGUACAAGAUCAAAAACGCGUUUAGAUACAAAUGGAAAUACAAUGUGGUACUUGGUAAUUCCGGAAAAGUAGCCAUCGUUAUCUUCUCCGUCCUGGGACUUCUGGGAAUGGUAUUUGGGCUCGCGUUUGCAAGUUACUUCAUAGUGAAGGGAGCUAUGUACCGACGAGCAGGUAACAAUGGUAGGUCUGGUCACAAUGCUUUUCAGGAUAGUAGCUACGGACACAACACUGAAGAAGACGUAUUAACCGGUGAAAUUGGUAGUGAGAUGGUAUGUAUUGCACUAGGACAUUCAAGAGAUGUACAUGAACACAGCCAAUGAAAUUUACGAGGCUCCCGUGAAGAUUGAAGAUGGCAGAUGAGGCGGAUAUCAGUGAAUGCAACUCAAGAACGUAUGAGAAUAAAUUACAUUAAGCUGA